AUAUUUUUGUUUUAAAUGUAUUUUUGUUCCUUCUAAUGUUUAUAUGUUGAAUUCCUCUGUUUCUCUCUGUUGAAAUACAAAACAUAUAUUAGUUUCCCAGUUCUCUCUCUUUCUCUCUUGUUGUUUCCUUCUUUGCGUCUGAAACUUGUUUCCUCAUCGUCCUUAUUUCUCCUCUGGUUUAAAUUAUAAUCCUUUUCUUUUUUGCCGUUUCUCAUUAUCUUUCUAUUUAGUUAACAAAAGGCUUAUUUUCAUUGGGUGUUUACAGCAGCAGCAGAUUGCCAAAUGGCAUUGAGCACCCAAAGAGACUCUGCCUUUCUUCCUUCACCUGAUCAGUCUGCUCCUCAACCGAACUACGAUGUGUUUUUGAGUUUCAGGGGUGAGGACACUCGACUUAGCUUUGUAUCCCAUUUAUACCACGAAUUGCAGCUCAGGGGCAUUAAAACAUUCAAGGAUGAUCCAAAGCUUGAAAGAGGGACAGCUAUUUCGUCAGGGCUCUUCAACGCAAUCCAAGAAUCGAUGCUUGCAAUCGUUGUUCUCUCCCCAAAAUAUGCUUCUUCUACCUGGUGCUUGGAUGAACUUACAGAGAUUCUCCAAUGCAUGAAAUCCAAGGGCACAAUUCUCCCAGUGUUUUAUAAUGUGGAUCCCUCCCAUGUGAGAAAACAAAGCGGCACUUUUGCGGACGCCUUCGCUGAGCAUGAGAAAAGGUUUAGGGAAGACAUCGAUAAGGUGAAGAGCUGGAGAGAUGCUUUAACAGAAGUAGCCAAUUUAUCUGGGAUAGAUUCAAAGAACGAGUGUGAAAGAAAGCUUAUUGAAAAUAUUGUUGAAUGGGUGUUGAUGAAAGUACAUCGCAAAUUCAAAUUGUUAGAUUCCAGAGAAUUGGUGGGAAUGAAGUUCAUACGUGAGCAAGUAGAUUUGCUUUUAGCUCAUCCUACGGAUGAUGUUCGCUUUGUAGGGAUAUGGGGGAUGGGCGGAAUUGGCAAAACAACCAUUGCUAAGCUAGUUUAUGAUCGCAUUUCUAUCCAUUAUGAAGUUAACAGCUUUCUUGCUAAUGUUAGAGAGGUUUCUCAACGUGGCGAUCUUGUUAAUCUACAAAGACAACUUCUUUCCCCAAUCUUAAAGGAUCAAUUUACUCAAGUUUGGGAUGAACAGUGGGGAACCUCUGUCAUUAAGAAUUGCUUGUAUAAUAAAAAGGUUCUUCUCAUUCUUGAUGAUGUGAGUGAAUCAAGCCAACUUGAAAAGUUGGCUGGUGAAAAGGAUUGGUUUGGUAAGGGGAGUAUAAUCAUUAUUACAACUAGAGAUAAACGGUUGCUAGAUAAACAUGAUAUACAUAUAUCAUGUAACGUAGAGGCGUUAGGUAAUGAUGAUGCUCUUGAGCUCUUCAGUCGGAACGCCUUUAAAAAAAAUGAGCCGGAGGAAGGUUAUUUGGAAUUGUCAAAGGGUUUUGUAAAUUAUGCCAGAGGACUUCCACUAGCUCUUAAACUUUUGGGAUGCUUAGUGUAUAAGAGAGAUCAAUAUGAAUGGAAAAGUGAAUUGGAUAAGCUGCAGAAAAUUCCUAAUUCAGAAAUUAUUGAUUUGCUCAAAAUAAGUUACGAUGGAUUGGAUGAGAUGAAUAAGGAUAUAUUUCUUGAUGUUGCAUUUUUUCACAAGGGGAUGUUCAAGGAGCGUGUAAUUGAAAUACUAGACUGCUGUGGCCUAUAUGGUCAUAUUGGGAUAAAUGCUCUUGUUCAGAAAUCACUUUUAACUAUUGAUAUUUCAAAUAACACGGUUGAGAUGCAUGAUUUGAUACAAGAAAUGGCAUUGGAAAUUGUUCGUCGGGAGUGUUCUGAAGAGCCUGGUAGACGAAGUCGAUUGUGCAAUCGUGAUGAUAUCUCUCAUGUAUUCAUAAACAAUACAGCAACAUACAAAAUUAAAGGCAUUGCCUUACGCAUGGCGAGACUUGAAAUGGCAGAUUGGAAUUGUGAAGCCUUCUCUAAGAUGUGUAACCUGAAAGUUCUUGAAUUUGAAAAUGUGAUCAUUUCUUCAAGCCCUAGAAUUCUUCCUAAUUCCUUGAGAAGUAUCAAAUGGAGUCUGUAUCCUUCCAAAUUUCUCCCAUCAGGUUUUCAACCGAAUUUCCUUAUUGCACUUGAGAUGUGUAAUAGCAAACUUGUUCGGCUUUGGGAUGGAAGAAAGGACUUGCCUAACUUGAAAAAAAUGAAGCUUGCUGGUUCUAAAAACUUGACCACAACCCCAGAUUUCAGUGGCAUUCCGAAUCUUGAGUUGUUGGAUUUUCAAUUUUGUAAGAAUUUGGUUGAGAUUCACCCGUCAAUUGCAGAUCUCAAAUGAUGCUUGA
This is a messenger RNA of Prunus dulcis (almond), 2329 nucleotides long. RefSeq names its product disease resistance protein RUN1-like. The record is from RefSeq and is a predicted model, not a curated record. Gene Ontology annotation, molecular function: ADP binding. Gene Ontology annotation, biological process: signal transduction; defense response. The transcript is spliced from 4 exons. The coding region runs from base 283 to 2322 and encodes 679 amino acids. Lineage: Eukaryota; Viridiplantae; Streptophyta; Magnoliopsida; Rosales; Rosaceae.